Molecule: messenger RNA, 1002 nt
Organism: Acytostelium subglobosum LB1
Lineage: Eukaryota; Evosea; Eumycetozoa; Acytosteliales; Acytosteliaceae
Exons: 1
Coding region: 1-1002 (333 amino acids)
Source: RefSeq, a predicted model, not a curated record
AUGUUUUUAAAGAUCGCAUUAACAUUAUGUUUGAUCUCAAUCAUCUUGAAUGGAUCAACACUGGCUAUAUGUAUAAACAAAUGUUUGAACAUUGGUGAUAAGUGUUCGCUGGCUGAUGCUUCAUGUCCGGAUAAUGCCUACUGCAAUCCUACUUCCAGUGUUUGUGUACUCAAGGUGGCACCAGGUGGCCCAUGCACCUUCAUCACACCCUGCCUCAACUCCUACCAGUGUAUCAACAGCACUUGCCAAGCAGCCGCGUACUUGGGCGUGGACGAGGUCUGUGAGACCACCCUCCAAUGCAACUCUGGCCUAGAGUGUCGCGCCAACAUCUGUACCAACGCCAACUACCCAUCCUGCUCGUCCAGCUUUGUAUGCCGCCACAACGAGACCUGCCAGAGCAACAACUGUGUGUUGGCCGUGAGCAACACCAAGCAGUGCACGACCUCGGACCAGUGUAGAAUGUUCUCAACCUGCUCCAAGCCCAGUGUUGACGCUUCCGGUCGCUGCUCCGUGCCAUACGGAGUGCAAAAGGGAGGCAGUUGCUCGAUGGACAACACAUACGGAUGUGAUGUUUCGGCCAACCUGACCUGCGCGCUCAACAACACUUGUGUGGAGUUUGCCCUUGAGAUAUGCACCCGAGUCAACUCGUCGGCCGUCAAGACCAGUCUGUCCAAUCUCCAGCAGUGCCAGAUAGACUUCCAAUGUCCAGCUGUGAGCAAUCCUGCUGUGCCCAAGUCAUGCUUCAUGAGACAAUGUCCAGAGGUGAUUCGUAACCUUACCAUAGCAUCUGGUGGAUGUCCAUCCAAUGAUACCAUCUCGACCAAUACAACGACCACCACUACAACCGGUACAGUUGCCACAACAUCCACCACCUCAUCAUCGACCACAACUGCAACAUCCACUGAUCCUCCCAAGAAUGAGUGUGGCCAACUCGUUAUGAUGGAUUUCAACCUCAUUAUCAUGGUGUUACUCGCAUUCAUCUUUGGUCUUCCAAGCAACUAA